GCAAAAAAUAUUUUUCUGGGUAUGCACGUCUAAAAAACAGCACAUUGUGGUUUGCAUGGCAGCGAUACUGCAUACUUGAUUCACUGCACCAAGUACUCGACAUUAGGGCUGCAACGAUUCCUCAAGUACCUCGAGUAACUCGAUUACAAAAAAUGUUCGUUUAAUUAAAUUUAAAGCUCACGUUUCGCACGGAUUCUUUUUAGUGUGACACAACGUGCUUACGUCACAGGCUAUGCGUCCCUUACAAAGCGGAAGAAGACAGAAGCGGGCUUUUGGUAACGUGUGUGGACAGUUUUGCUGUACAGAAUGGCAGACGCCGGGACCGAAAACAGCGAAAAUGAGCUGUCGAAGGUGUGGGAUCAUUUUAAAUUAAAAAUUAAGGACAACAUCGUAGUGUGUAUACAUUGCAAGAUGGAGCUGGCGUACCAUAACAGCACGACUUCAAUGCUGCAGCACCUCAAAAGAAAACACCCAUUUGACGACAUGAGCAGACGACCCGAGACAAGGUAAAUUCAACAUAAAAUCCAUGAUGUGAUAAACCUUAACGUUACUAACGUCGCAUUAGUCCAAGGAACAUUGUUGUUAUUAAUUAUGACUAACAUUAAGCAGUGGUGGCAAGUAAUUAAGUACACUUACUCAAGUACUGAAAUACAAUUUAAGGUAUUUUUACUUCACUUGAGUAUUUCCAAUUUGUAAUACUUUAACUUCUACUCCACUACAUCUCAGGCAAAUAUUGUACUUUUACUCAACUACAAUUAAUUGACAACUUACCAGUUACUUUGUAGAUUUAUAUUAUUAUUACAAAACAUACAGUAACCACUUCAGCACUAUAUAUACUUCAGCUAUUUGAAAGUAGCUGAUCUGUGAGCGUGUAGAUCUGCUAUUAACAGAUUAACCAUACCAUAUGUCUACUAAUUUUAGUUUGCAGUAUAUUGGGUCAGUAAGGCUUAUUGUAGGAUUAAGACAUUUAGCCUUCAAAAUAUCUAUUAAGUAAUUAUUUUCACCUCUUUUUCAGUAAACCAUCACAGCCUCUUAUGGACAAGUUUCUGCAAAAAGCACCAGCCUGCACCCCUGCACAAGCAGCUGUACUGACAGACAGCAUUCUAAAUAUGCUGGUCACAGACAUGCGCCUGCUGAGCAUGGUGGAGGAUGGCGGCUUUAAGGCGAUGAUUUCCACUUUCCAUCCCAAUUAUGAACUUCCAUCAAGAACCUUCUUCACAAAACAGUUGGACAAAAAGUAUGAAGACAUCAAAGACAAGAUGAAGAAAGCCCUGCAAGAGACUGACAGUGUGGCACUCACAACUGAUAUCUGGACGAGCGUUGCAACAGAGGCUUAUAUUGGGGUGACGUGCCACUAUCUGAAGAUUUGGAAAAUGGUGUCCCACUGCCUGACAACGAUGCCCCUGGAAGAGAGUCACACAGCUGCAAAUAUUGCAGAAUGGAUUGAUCAUUCCACUGGAGAAAAUCAAGGCCAUCGUCCAUGACAAUGGUGCUAAUGUCGUAGCAGCAGCGAAGAUUUUGCAUGAAAAGCAUGGAUGGGCAUCGGUGAAAUUUGCAGGACACACCCUCAACUUGGUCGUGCAAAACUCUGAAAAGCCAACAGGCUAUCUCCAAGUGUGUGGCUGCUGCAAGAAGCCUUGUUGAACACUUUAAGAAGAGUGAACUUGCAUGCACAAAGUUUAGGGUCAAGCAGAAGCAAAUGGGUACCAAGGAGAACAUGCUGGUGCAAGAUGUCUGCACACGCUGGAACAGCACCUAUGCCAUGUUGUUCAGGCUGCAAGAACAGAGAUGGCCAGUGACUGCUAGACUGUCUGACCCAACAGUGACCCAGAGAGGGAAACACUACCUGGAUCUCAAGACUGACCAGUGGAGCCUGAUUGAGGAGCUGAACCUGGUCCUUGAGCCCUUUAACUCAGCCACAGUGUUUAUGAGUGGACAACAAUAUGUCACACUAUCUGCACUUCCACAUAUUGUGCACAAAAUUAAGAAGAAACUACAGAAUCCAGAUCUUGAGUCGCCACCUGUGAAGUCAUUCCAGGCUCAUGCGACAGAACAAGUCACAGAAAGAUGGACAGACUUAACGGAGUUCAAACCUGAAUCUCCAAACAUCACCCUGCUUGCUGCUGCUCUGGAUCCCAGGUUUCGAAAACUGAAGUUCUUGCCUGCUGACCAAGCAUUCAGUGUCAAAAGCACAGUACAAACCAUGGCGGCACUUGCUGCCAAACAGCAAGUGAGGCCCACUGCAAGUGGAAAUGGAGCAUCCAGCACACCAGAGGACUCACCACCAGCAGCACAUGGUGGCAAGAUGCCCACAUCGUUACUUGACUACUUGACUCCACCACCAGUGAAGAACAAGAUGAGGAGCAGCUGUCAAAUGAAGCUGUACAGAAGGAGGUCUUGAUGUAUUAUUUUGGAGAACAGCCCCUGCCCAAGAACAAUAAUCCGCUGACAUGGUGGAAAGCAAAUGCACCACGCUAUCCAACACUGGCCAAGCUGGCAAAGUCCCUGCUGUGUAUUGUGUAUCCACACCAUCAGAGCGUUUGUUUUAAGCAGCAGGUAACAUUGCUUCAAAGAAGAGGGCAAGCCUCAGCCCUGAGCGUGUAGAUAUGCUCACCUUCCUUCACUGCAACCACGUGCUCCUAAUGGCUUGCACACACAGGUCAGGAGAGACUGUAAAGGGGGUGUAAGACUCUUGUUCCAAGUCCCGGUCCACAGCCAAGCAUUUCUGUUGAGACGUAUGGGUUCUGAUUCUGAAUGUGAAGUUGCACAAUUUAAAGGCAGUGUUUAAGAAUAUGUAUUUUUUUAUUUUAUUAUUGAUACUUAGAAAAGAUAAGUGGGAAACAAUGUUAUUUAUUUUUACUUAAUUUUAUGUCUCAGGAAAUGUUAAGUUUGAAGUAAUUUUAUUUAUUUUUAUUGGAAAUUUUGACUGAAACGGUUUACUACUUUGCAUAAUAUGUAUAAUAAAUAAAUGUCAAUUUUUCUUGAAAAGGAAACAAAUUGGUUGUUAUUAUUGAGUGAUCUGUCUUGUUUUAUAUUGUAUAUUUAUAAUUGGGCUUUAAUUAAGCAAAAGUAUGUUUUAUCCGAUUACCCGAUUAAUCGAUGGAAUAUUCAAUAGAAUACUCUAUUACCAAAAUAUUCGAUAGCUGCAGCCCUACUCGACAUACAUUGUGGAGGAAAUCGUUUUUUAUCAACAGUGAUUUAAUUUGAAGUGCUAAUUUAACUGUUAACUCAAACCAUGGUUUUUGAAUGCUUUUCUUGUGAUUGCAUUUACAUUUUAGGCAUUUAGCUGCUGCUCUCUUCCAGAAGUGACUCUCUGUAUGUUUUGAUUCAUGGUGGUAGUUUAUAUAGAUUUUACAUCUCUCAGUCCAGCUCUUUAGGAAUUCACAAGCAUCCACCGACAGCUGAUAACCUUUUAAUACCCUCUCAGAUGAGGACUUAAAAAGUUGUUGAUUUUAAUACAUCUGCCACUGCGAGAUGUGAAGUACAUUUCAAGCAGCCAGUAUGCUGAAAAUGUCAGUGGCACUUUUUAUUAAGAAAAAUAUACUUGGAAAAUGGCAUGCAAAUGAAUCGGCACAACAAACAACAGAUAUGAAACUGCAGAUAUGUAGAGUGUUUUAGUUGGAUUCUUUGUUUCUUCUCAUUACGAUUUUGAUUUCCCUUUUUUU
This is a messenger RNA of Dicentrarchus labrax (European seabass), 3665 nucleotides long. RefSeq names its product E3 SUMO-protein ligase ZBED1-like. The record is from RefSeq and is a predicted model, not a curated record. The coding region runs from base 1700 to 2401 and encodes 233 amino acids. Gene Ontology annotation, biological process: regulation of transcription by RNA polymerase II. Lineage: Eukaryota; Metazoa; Chordata; Actinopteri; Moronidae. Gene Ontology annotation, cellular component: nucleus. The transcript has 2 exons.